CUCAAUCUCAAGAUUCUUCUUAAAUUAUGAUUUGAGCUACCCCUCCUAAUCAUAAUUCCCAUAAUUCUUGGAAUCUCUUUUCUUCCGGAGCAAGCUUCAUUACAUUCCUUAUUCAUAUAUUACAUUCUCUCAAUAAACUCUCUUCUCCACUUUAAAAAGGGGUCAAGGUCGAGACCCUCAUCUCAUCUCACACAAAGUAUCAUUUCACUCUCUCAACUGAAAAAUCUCAUGGCUGCUUCCAACAAUCACGGGUGAUAUUCUUCCAAAUCGAAACUUUGGGUUUCGUCCUGAGGCAGUACGAAUGUUCUACUCUAACAUGAAGCCUUGUCUCCAUGUUUCUCCCCCAUGCUUCACAAUGAUAGUGUACAAUUAUUUGAUCACCAUCAAUGUGGAACUUUUAUCACUUUUGCUUGGCAUACCCAUCACUGGAGCAGAAGUCAUGAAUGAGUUGGACUUUCACUCUGUUGAAUUCAAUGUGGGAGAUGCUCUGCGUUUGUAUACCCGUGACACAGGUCGUUACUACCCCUCGGAAUUCCAUUCUGGUAGACUUCCUGAUGACCUCAAAGUUUUGCAUUUCUACAUCACCCUAUGCUUUCUGCCUAGAUCCUUUGGGCUCAAUACUAUCUAUCCAUCAGACCUAUGGAUUCUUGCUAGUGCCAAGGAGAAUCGGAUUCUGCUGGCCUUAGGAUUAGAUCUCCGUUUUAAGGUGGCUCGUGUAGAUAUACUCAGUUCUCUUCAUGCUCAAUUCAUCCUGCGUAAGGUGGAUGCAUCGGUGGGUCGUCGUCGCCCGCUGAUCAAUGCUCCAGGGGGAGAAUCAGCUGCUGGAGUUCCCUCUGAUCAGGAUGGACUCCAUCUGUCUAAGCUGGGUGGGGAUGAAGCUGUGGAAGAACCAGAUAUGGCAGAUCCGGUUAGCAUAGUCGGAGAUAAUGGAAAGCGACCCAUGGUGGAUCCUUUGGAAACGGUUCAAGCCAUGUUCAGGCAUGAGGAAGCAAGCAGCAGCAAUAGAAAUCUGAUGAUGGAGGAUGAAGAGGCUAUAUCAGAUUAUGUGCCAUCACCUAGGUUUUCCUUUUAAAUGGAGCAUUAAGCUCAGGGGGAGUCGAGGUUAAGCUUAGAGGGAGUCAAGAAACUAAUCCUUGUGGGGAUUAAGUUGGUCGGAUUGAGUGUCUUAGGGGUUGCUGUACUAAUCUUGAAUAAUGCUCUGUUUGAGCUUGUGUCAUUUUAUUUUUGAUUAUGUGUCUGGAUCUUCUUGAGUUUCAACGUCAAAUAGUUUAAUAAAAUGGUGUAUGUUUU
Molecule: messenger RNA, 1290 nt
Organism: Linum trigynum
Lineage: Eukaryota; Viridiplantae; Streptophyta; Magnoliopsida; Malpighiales; Linaceae
Source: the annotation of a GenBank genome assembly